AUUAUUUUUUUAUUCAGUGGCAGAAGCAAGCUUCCAUAAAUGAGUGAUUUGAGAACUCGCUGGGAAUUUUUAGAUUAGCCCUAAAAAGCAAAAAAAAAAAAAAAAAAAAAACAUUUACAUUUUCUGUCAUCAAUUCAUUUCACAAUUAUUUGUAUUGCACUUUUCACUAUACACAUCAUACAGAAAAUACACGAGUCCACAUUACAGUGUACAGUGAUCUGUUAUCAGAGGAGACUGACUGAGUUAUGUGUUUCAAAAAUCACAGUUAGCGAAAAACGUAUUAAUUUAAACUAUGUAAUAAUUUAAUACAGGAACAAUGAGCUCAAUCUUAUUACAACGAAUAAACAUUAAAAUGCAACUAAAAUAUGCUCUUAUGCUAUUAAUAACGGUAAAUAAACCUAAUACCUAAAAAAAAAAACUAUUAUAAAAUGCAUCUCUGAAACCGCCUCAGCGACUAACGCUGCUGUUUGCUGUGAUUGGCUGAUGCGCACAGUAGGCGGAGUGUACAGGUGACGCAGGAAGCGUCCUGUGCUGCUAUUGGCUGGCUCUCGCGGUGGGCGUGGUUUCAUCAGCCCCGCUCGGAAGCUGUGAUUUUCCCCCUCAGUGUCAGUUGAUCCUCGCCGGGUGAAUGUCGUCCGAUUCUCCGAAACAAAUGCGGAUAAAAGAGACGCGACACUGUACCAUGAGAACAGACUCGCAUUAUUAUAAUAUUUGUGGAUAGAAGCAGAAGCGCUGGUGUUCUGGACGGAUUUCAUGUUUGGUUUUCAUGAGCUGUUCCUCCAUCAGAAUGAGCUCGUCUCCCGUCGGCCCUCGCGUGUGCGUCGAUAUCCUCGAGGAACUGCAGGUCUUCGCAGCUCAAAACCUGGAGAAGGUCGAGGUCAACAAAUACUAUGAGGUCAUACGAGAGCUCGGCAAGGGGACUUAUGGGAAGGUGGACCUCGUCAUCCAUAAGAGCAGAGGAGCCAAGAUGGCUCUGAAGUUCCUGAAGAAGAAGACAACCAAGCUGAAGAGUUUCUUGCGGGAGUACAGCAUCUCCCUCUAUCUUUCUCCGUGUCCCUUCGUCAUCAACAUGUUCGGCAUUGCGUUUGAAACGGAGGAGUACUAUGUGUUUGCGCAGGAAUACGCGCCGUCUGGAGACCUGUUCGACAUCAUUCCUCCACAGGUGGGUCUCCCGGAGCCGGUGGCGAAGCGCUGUGUGCAUCAGGUGGCCAUCGCGCUGGACUACCUCCACUCCAAGCAGCUGGUGCACAGAGACAUCAAGCCCGAGAACAUCCUAAUCUUCGACAAGGAGUGUCGUAAGGUCAAGCUCUCGGACUUCGGCAUGACUCGGCGCUCCGGUUCUCCGGUGAAGCGCGUGAGCGGCACGAUCCCGUACACGGCACCGGAGCUCUGCGACUCGUCGAAACACGAGGGCUUCAGCGUGGACUACAGCACAGACGUGUGGGCCUUCGGAGUGCUUCUCUUCUGCAUGCUCACCGGGAACUUCCCGUGGGAAAAGGCCAUGCCUCCCGACUCGUUCUACGAGGAGUUUGUGCGCUGGCAGAGGCGGCGAACGAAUUCGGUUCCGUCUCAGUGGCGUCGCUUCACAGACGAAGCCCUCCGCAUGUUCAGGAAGCUCCUGGCGCUGGAGCAGGAACGCCGAUGCUCCGUUAAGGAAGUAUUCGUGCAUUUCGGGCACCGCUGGAUGCUAGACGGGAAAAGCGGCGAAAACCAUCAUCAGUCGGCGCAGAACUCUUCAUCCGAGGAGGAGGAGCUGCUCGUGGACCGCAUGAAGAAGCAGAGCUUGUCUCCGAAGGCUUCGGCGAGUCUCGGUGUGGAGUCGGGGUCGGCUCACCUCUUCACAUCCGUGUCCACCAACAGCUCCGUCUCGUCCACCAACAGCUUCGAGCGCUCGGCCCGGGACAGUCCAGCCAGCAGCCGGAUCCUCGUCACCACGCCCAUCGAGAUCUGUGUGUGAGCGCGCACACACUCGCACACGCGCGCACCGAUGAAACGUGUGUACGAUAUAGCGCUAUUAUAUGGAACCCUGUUUACGACAUAAUUAAAAAAUCGUGCUUUUGUGUAUCUUAAUGUUUAGGGAUGCACGAUAUAUCGGCCACCGUAUCGGUAUCGGCCGAUAUGUGGUCAUUUUAAAUGUUAUCGUUAUCGGCCUGAUGAGAAAAUUUGGCUUAUAUAUUAAUCUUAUAUUAUAUCUAUAUAUAUUAUAUUAUAUCGACCGAUAUAUCGCUUAUCGGUUUUCAAAUAUAAAGAAUUGUCGGUGUCAGCCAAAAUUUCCAUAUCGAUGCAUCCCUAAUAAUUAUGCUAUAAAAAGGCAUAGUUAUGAUUUGCUGAUUCAUAAUUAUGACAAAAAAGUAUUAUGUACUAAAUCAAAAUUAUGAGAUUAAAGUCAAAAUUAUGACAGUUUUAAUUAAUGAUGACAUCAUAAUUACUAUUUAUAAGUCAUGAUUGUGACUUUUACCCCUGGUUUCACAGUCAAGGUUUAAGUCUAGUCUCAGACUAAAAUGCAUGUUUGAUCUGUUUUUAGUGAAGUUAUUAAAAUAUGUCAGUGCCACUGUUUCGUCUCA
Molecule: messenger RNA, 2564 nt
Organism: Pimephales promelas (fathead minnow)
Lineage: Eukaryota; Metazoa; Chordata; Actinopteri; Cypriniformes; Leuciscidae
Gene: bsk146
Product: brain specific kinase 146
Biological process (GO): protein phosphorylation
Molecular function (GO): protein serine/threonine kinase activity; ATP binding
Source: RefSeq, a predicted model, not a curated record